Messenger RNA from Aquila chrysaetos chrysaetos, 2419 nucleotides. RefSeq names its product endoglin (gene ENG). Gene Ontology annotation, biological process: vasculogenesis. NCBI's taxonomy places the organism in Eukaryota, Metazoa, Chordata, Aves, Accipitriformes, Accipitridae. The record is from RefSeq and is a predicted model, not a curated record.
CUCCUCCGCCGAAGGGAGUCGGUUUCCUGCCGCCUCCGCCGCCGCCCGGCACUCGGCGCUGGCUCCCGGGGAGCGGCCGCAGGCGGACAUGGCCCCCCGCGCUGCCCCGCUCCUGCCGCUGCUGCUGGCUCUGCUCGGCCGCCCGGACCCCGGGAGAGCCGAGGGCUGCGACCUGCAGCCGGUGACGGCGGAGCCGCCCAUCGCCCUGUCCUAUGCCACCAGCACGGUGCCACGGGGCUGUGUCAGCAGCAGCUCCAUAGGCAACAGCCAUGAAGUCCACAUCCUCAGAGUCGAGUGGUCCAAGGUCUCUGCCUUCCCACUGAAGGUGUCCGUCACACCACAAGCUGGUAGCUGCGCCCCGUCACCAGUGCUCAUCCUCCUGUGUGCCCGCUGCUCAGCCAUCGUCACCUCCCCGUGCCCGGACCUGAUCGUCCGCACCGACGCCCACCUCAGCCCGGGGACCAUCGAAGCACAGGGCCCCGAGCCACCCGUGGCCGCCAGCGAGGGGCAGCUGCUGGCCUGGGCUCGGGAUACCUACAGGGGCAUCACAUCCUACAGCGAGCUGCGGGACCCCCGCUGGGUCCAGGUCCGCCUGGGAGAAGCCGCCGACAGCCCCCGGGACUGCGUCCCCCAGGAGCGCUUCAAUGCCACGCUGCACCUCGAGACUGAGGUCUUCUUCCACGGGGUGAAGGGCUGCUCACGCGGGGACACGCAGAGCACCAGGGCUGCCCACAUCAUCCGCCUGCAGCCUGAGCCCAGCUCCCCCAUCACAGAGGUGAACUUGUCCCUGAGCUGUCCCGAGAGAGCCGUGAGCAACCAGAUCCUCAUCCUGCAGAGCCGGGCCAACCUCACCUGGUCCCUCUCCGUCAACAACUGCCACAUCCAGUUCUUGGUCUCCGGGAACUACAAGAUCAUGUCCAUCUCCCCGAUGCUGCUCCCCGGGGAGCUCCUGCCUGACACAGAGUGGGGGCUCGUCGGCAAAGCCUUCGAGAAAAACUACAGCAUCAUCGCCUCCUAUUCCGCCAUCCCCGCCAGCACCCGCAUCAGCCUGGAGAUCCAGGAGCACGAGGCGAUCAGGAGGGCACCCGCAACACCCACCCCCCCGGCCCCCACCGCCAACUCGCUGCCCCACACGCUGCUAUUCAUGCUCCGUCCCUGGAAGUGUACGGAUGAAACCAUGGAGAUCGUCAUCGCCAGGUCCCACCUGGAGCCCAUCAAGGAUGUGGUGAACAUCACCCUGCGGGACAUCAGCUGCCAGGCAGAGAAAAAUGCCACUCACUUCAUGCUGAGAACCCCCCUCAGCCACUGCGGCACCUCGCUGGAGGACAGGGGCCACGCCAACAAUGAGCUCAUCCUCAACCUGGCCAAGGGUGCAGCGCCCCGGAGCGUGCGGGUGGCCUUCCAGUGCAAGAUCCCACGGGAGCUCUUCCUGCGCCUCUUCCCCACUGCCGCCUUUGAGGCACCGCAGACGGAGCUGGAGGUCAACAAGGAGGCUUUCGUGCAGGCAUCCAUGCGGUGGGAGGACCACCCCGCCGACCUGCAGCUGAAGGAGUGCUGGCUGGGGGCACCGGGGCGGGAGUCGGUGCUGCUGGUGCAAGGCGGGGAGGCACGUGGCAAGGGGGUGGCCAUGCUGGAGGCCCCCCCCAGCAGCCACGGGAGGAAGGUCUGGCGCUUCCGCUUCACCUACGCCAUCCCCGAGGGCGGGCGCGUUCCCUUGUCCACCACCCUCAAGUGCAACGCCGGCUUGCAGAACAACACCAUCUUCGAGAAGGUCCUGGAGGUGACAGUGAAGGACAGCUGGCGGCCACCCAACAAUCAUGGUCUGGGGCUGGCCGCUGUCCUGGGCAUCACCUUCGGCGCCUUCCUCAUCGGGGCACUCCUCACUGCCGGGCUCUGGUACAUCUACUCGCACACCCGUCCCACCUCCAAACUGCAGCCGGUUUCCAGCACGGCGCCAGCCUCGGAGAGCAGCAGCACCAACCACAGCAUCGGCAGCACCCAGAGCACCCCCUGCUCCACCAGCAGCAUGGCCUGACCCCCCCGGGCCCCCCCGAGCCUGGCCAGCCCCCAUCCGCCGGACUUGGGGACACACCCCAGCUCCAUUAAGCUGGUUUUUUGCCCCAAAUCUCAGGCUGAGCCCGGAGGGGGCCUCCGUUACUCAUUCAGUGAAUGCUUUGGCCCCCCGAGGACAGCCCACGCCGGGGAGGGGGGGCACCCUGCAACCUCCCCAGGGUCGCCCGCUGCGGGGUGCGCCAGGGAGGUAGAGAGAGCAGCUAUUGCCAAAGUCCCCCCGAGGCUCCCCAUCAAAUGGGGGCAGGGGGGGCAAAAGUGGGUGCCCCCAGGAUGUGCCCCGGCACUUGAGGUGACACCCACACCCCUCCUGCGUCCCCCCAAGAAGGCAGCAGGCACCACUGGGAGC